CUUUUUUUUUUUUUUUUUUUUUUUUUUUUGCGCAUGAAGAAUGAUGCUGCUGCCUUCUAGGUUGUGAUCCUGCUUUUUUUUCCCCUCCCUCCUCCUCUUUUAUCCCUGGGCUCUAAGCUGGAGAGUUGACUCUUUUUCCCUCCACCUCCCCCCCCACCUCUCUCUCUCUCUCUCUCUCUCUCUCUCUCUCUCUCUCUCUCUCUCUCUUCCCCCCCCCUCCUUCUUCCACCCACCCCAUGUGUUGUGUGAACCGACAGCGCUAAGACUAGAGCCCCACUCGCAAAGAAGGAGAAGCAGCAUAAGGCAGCGAAGCGGCAGCAGCGGCAGCAACAACAGCGGCGGCAGAAGGAGAGAGAAAGAGAGAGAGAGAGAAAGCAAAGCAGCAGCGGCAAAAUAAAGGGAAGAAAAGAGGAGGAGGAGGAGAAAAAAAAGAGAGAGAGAAGGGAAGAGCAAAAAAAAAAUUAAAAAAAGGAAAAAAGAAAAAAGAAAAGAAGCAGCGGAAAGAGGAGGGGAAAAAAAUAAUAAAGCCAGAAAGCAGCAGCGAAGCUUUGCUCUCAGUUGAUGUUUCUCCAAGCGGGACUUCCAGCAGCUCCAGCGCCAGCGACCGCUUUCUGCGCCGAGAAAAGUCUUUUUAGUUGUGCCUUUUUUUCUGCCGCGUGUGUCAUCUUUCACCUUUUGUUCAUUCUUAUUUUGAUGGCUUUCCUGAAUGGCUGACUGUGAAUUUCCCUGGAUCUGGCCCCCAGACACUCGCCUCUCCUCCUCCUCCAACUCCUCUGCUGCAGAUCAGCUUUGAGAGAGAGAGAGAGAUCUUGCAAGAGAUUUUUUUUUCCUCCCUCUCUCUCUCUCUCUCUCUCUCCCUCUCUCUCUUUCCCUCUCCCCACCCCCACCACCCCCUUACUUUUCUGUCCUUAAGCCAGACAAUCGCCUCGAAAUCUGGGGGGCCCCCCUCGCCUUCUCCAGCACCCCUGGUUCUCCAAACCUUGCUGGCAUAUAUAUAUAUAUACAUAUAUAUAUUCUUUUUUUUUUUUUGCACCCCCCCUCCAUUCCCCCACCCUUUUUCUUCUUCUAUAUAUAUUUUUUAUUUUAUUUUUUGAGAGAGAGAGGGAGGGGGAAAAAAAGCAACAACGAGAGAGAGAAACAAACUGCUUGCAAAGCUGAGCUGAAAGCCAAGCAAACAAACUUUAACAAAUAAAGGGGGAACAGGAAGUUUGGAAGCGGUGUCCAAUAGAUAUGGCAAUGGUAGUUGGUACGUGGCGAGACCCCCAGGACGAUGUACCCGGAGCUCAGGGAACACAGCCUUCUCAAGCCCCGCCAGUGCAAGGACCUCCAGCCGGGGCCCCUCACACACCACAGACCCCGGUUCAAGGAGGGCCUCCUCCCAGCACUCCAGUCCAGACCAACCAGCCAAGCCAGCAGAGCACAGGAGAAAAGCAGCAGCAGCAGCAGCACAUUGAAUGUGUGGUUUGUGGGGACAAGUCUAGUGGCAAACAUUAUGGCCAAUUUACCUGCGAAGGGUGCAAGAGUUUCUUCAAGAGGAGUGUAAGGAGGAACCUGAGCUAUACUUGCCGUGCCAACAGGAACUGUCCGAUUGACCAGCACCACCGCAAUCAGUGUCAGUACUGCCGCCUCAAAAAAUGCCUCAAAGUUGGCAUGAGACGGGAAGUUUCUUCUUUAUUUACUGCAGCCGUCCAGAGGGGCAGAAUGCCACCCACACAGCCAACUCAUGGGCAGUUCGCCUUGACAAAUGGGGACCCUCUCAACUGCCAUUCCUACCUAUCCGGAUAUAUCUCCCUUCUUCUGAGAGCAGAGCCCUACCCGACCUCCCGCUUUGGCAGUCAAUGCAUGCAACCCAACAACAUCAUGGGCAUCGAGAACAUUUGUGAACUGGCAGCUAGGAUGCUCUUCAGCGCGGUGGAGUGGGCCAGGAAUAUCCCCUUCUUCCCAGACCUCCAGAUCACAGACCAGGUGGCCCUGCUCAGGCUGACCUGGAGUGAGUUGUUUGUGCUCAACGCUGCCCAGUGCUCCAUGCCCCUCCACGUAGCUCCUCUCCUGGCCGCCGCUGGGCUCCACGCUUCGCCAAUGUCUGCUGACCGAGUGGUCGCCUUUAUGGACCACAUACGAAUCUUCCAAGAGCAAGUAGAAAAACUGAAAGCAUUGCAUGUCGACUCUGCAGAAUAUAGCUGUUUAAAGGCCAUAGUCCUCUUCACCUCAGAUGCCUGUGGUCUCUCUGAUGUAGCCCAUGUUGAAAGUUUACAGGAGAAGUCACAGUGUGCUUUGGAAGAAUAUGUUAGGAGUCAGUAUCCGAACCAGCCAACACGAUUCGGAAAGCUUUUACUACGCCUCCCCUCCCUCCGCACUGUCUCCUCUUCUGUCAUAGAGCAGUUGUUUUUCGUCCGUUUGGUAGGUAAAACCCCCAUAGAAACCCUAAUCAGGGAUAUGUUACUGUCUGGCAGCAGUUUUAACUGGCCUUAUAUGUCCAUUCAAUAAAAUAAUGGAGAAAAAAAAUUAAACUAAAAUGAAAAUACUUUUUUUUUGUUUGAGAAGGCAGAUGAAAGAGAGAGAGAAUGACAUUUGGGGUCUGGUGGUUUCUUAAAUUUCCUUCUGCUAAGAAAGGAUAUAAAAGGAUGUUACAAGUUUUGCUAAAAGAAGACAGGAAAAAAAAUAAUGGACUGUGAAUUUAAAAAAAAAAAAAGACUGUCAUAUGAACUUUUACAGAAUGCAUUAAAAACAACUCCCGUGUCGUUCAGAAAAAAAUAACUUGCUACUUAUCAUUUUUUUUGUAAAAAACAAAAAAUUUCAAAAAAAGAAAGAAAAAAAGAAAAAAGAAAAAGAAGAAGAAAAGAAAUGAAGGGUGGGUGGCUUUUUUUCUUUUUUUUUCUUUUUUCUUUUUCUUUUUUUGGGGGGGAACUUUUUAAAAAAUAUCUCGCUAAAAGUGCAUUUAAAGGAAAUUUGGAGAAAAAAUUAGCAGAAUGGAAGAAAGUAAGUCUUUUUUUUCCAAAUUAUUAAUUGUCCUAUGUGUCUAUGUACCUAUAGCUGUUCUUUUUUGUAUUUUUCUGGUUUCAAACCAGUUUAUUCUGUGGUUCUAUAAUAAUUUUUGAUAUAAUCUUGGCUUCUUUAAAAAAUGUGUAUCCAUAAAAUAUAUGUUCUGAAAGAAUUAAAACUGAGUCCAUGAAAGUAUCAUAGGAAGAAAGGAAAAGAGAAAACAAAAAACUCAACAACACAAUGAUGAAAGCGCACUUAUGGUGGUGACCCGAAAUAUUAGCUGGAAGCUGAGAGAGCUAUAAUUAUAUAGACCCGAAUGAACCACACGUGUCACAUAAGUACCCCGAAAACUAGGUUUUUGAUAUUUCAGACAGAAAAUGAACUGUGGGGAUUUACUGUAGGUAGAACGGAUUGUGUCCAAGACACACUACGGUUUUGAUUUAAAAAAAAAAAAUAAAACAACCACACAAACAAAGUGAACUUUUGUAAUUGGAAUUGGGUUCCACAUAGUUCUUCAUGAAUUGUUAUGAAACUCCUCUAUCUGUUUGUAUAUUUGCAAGCCCUUUGUAUUAUAAUAAUUGUUGAUAUUUUCCCUUUUUAAAAAAUACCAUUGAAAUCAGCAUGACAAAAUAACACUGUUGGCACUUAUAGAUAACGUGAUUGAUUCAGUAUCUUAGAGUUUACAGUUUUGUGUUUAAAAAAAACUGAAGGUUUUUUUUUAAGUGCAACAUUUCUGUAUACUGUAAAAGUUAUAAUAACUGAACUGUUUGGUCGAGUCUUUGUGUGUUAUAUUCCAAGGAAAAUUGAAAGUAUUCAGAAAUUAAAAUAUUAUUUGAUAUCUGAAA
Molecule: messenger RNA, 3827 nt
Organism: Alligator mississippiensis (American alligator)
Lineage: Eukaryota; Metazoa; Chordata; Crocodylia; Alligatoridae
Gene: NR2F2
Product: nuclear receptor subfamily 2 group F member 2
Exons: 3
Coding region: 1231-2487 (418 amino acids)
Biological process (GO): anatomical structure development; negative regulation of transcription by RNA polymerase II; cell differentiation
Molecular function (GO): nuclear receptor activity; retinoic acid binding; RNA polymerase II cis-regulatory region sequence-specific DNA binding
Source: RefSeq, a predicted model, not a curated record